GAGAGAGAGAGAGGGUAGAAAAAAGACUACGCCUGCUCCUGGUCACAACAGAAUACAUGCACAUUUCCUCUCAUGAACAUAUGCAGCCAACAUGCUUCUGCUCUAGCUGGGCGAACUGUUUCAGUAAGACUGUCUAUGUGAAGUAACGGAACAGAAUGUCACGACGGGACCAGAGGUUUCGGAGGGGAAUGAAAGGACGGUGCUGUGAGUGUAGCUGUAUCUUGUCCCACUGGUACUUUGAAAAAGAGGGGCAACUCUACUGUAAGAAGCACUACUGGGCUCGCUAUGGAGAGCACUGCCACGGCUGCAAGGAGAGCAUUUCAACAGGACUCAUCAUGGUUGCUGGAGAGCAGAAGUACCACCCUGAAUGCUUCACUUGUGUGAACUGUGAAAUGUUCAUUGGUGACGGCGACACCUAUACACUAGUGGAGCGCACCAAACUGUACUGUGGUCACUGUUUCAGUCCACCAACUGCAAGAUCUGCGUCUCCACUCAGCAAGAGUCCCCAUAUGGUUGCGCUAGUGUCUUUCCUUCCCCAUGAAGGUGGGAGACGAGGUCUGUCCAUAGCCACUGUCCCCAGCCAAGAGAAGGGCCUUCAUGUUACAGUGACGGGGUUAGACUCAGCUGUCCUCAGCCCUGACCUGCUGUCCUCCAUACACACUGGUGACCGAGUUUUAGAGGUCAACGGUAUUCCUGUCUGCAACAUUUCAAUAGAUGAAAUGAACUGUGUUAUUCAGGACACAAGCAGACCGCUGCAGCUGACCAUUGAACACAACCCGCAGUCUCCUGAAGGUCUCCUCCCCUCAAACAAUCUCCAGAAAGACGUCAGUCGUCUUGACGCCUGUGUCCGCAACAAACUCACUUCAGCGCACAAACUUCCCAGUCUGGAGGAAGAGCCAAGUCAAGAGGACGAGACAGAUGGACCAAACAGAACGAGCCUCUCCCGUCCUCAGCAACAAGGGCCGACGGGCAUACGAUCCAGACAUAUUCAGCGCAGUUGUAGUAUAGAUAAGUGUCCAUUGUCCCCUGGAGCUCUGUCGUUUUCAUCCAAUAGAAGGGACAUGGUUCGCUCAGAGUCUCUUCGCAUAGACACUGGAGAUCGAACACAUCGAAUCUUCAGACCUUCAGAUCUCAUCCCUGGAGAAGUAUUGGGAAAGGGCUUUUUUGGACAGGCUGUCAAGGUAACCCAUCAGGAGACAGGGGAGGUGAUGGUGAUGAAAGAGCUAAUACGGUUUGAUGAAGAGACGCAUAAGACUUUCUUAAAGGAGGUAAAGGUGAUGCGCUGUCUGGACCAUCCAAAUGUCCUGAAGUUUAUUGGACUGUUUUAUAAAGACAAAAGAAUCAAUUUUGUCUCUGAAUACAUUAAAGGAGGGACUCUCAGAGAGGCCAUCAUUAAAAUGGACAAGGAGUUUCCCUGGAGAACCAGAGUGAGCUAUGCCAAAGACAUUGCAGCUGGAAUGGCCUACCUACACUCCAUGAACGUCAUCCAUCGAGAUCUAAACUCUUACAACUGCCUGGUCAGAGAGAACCAGACAGUUGUUGUAGCUGAUUUUGGACUAGCCAGGCUGGUGAUGGAAGAAAGAAAUCAGAGCCGAACAUCCUCUCUGGAAAGGCCUGGGAAGGGGGCACUGACAGAUCUGGGUAGGCCUGACCGAAGGAAGCGGUACACUGUGGUUGGAAACCCUUACUGGAUGGCCCCUGAGAUGAUCCAAGGGAAAAGCUAUGAUGAACGAGUGGACAUCUUUUCCUUUGGUAUAAUGAUAUGUGAGGUAAUAGGCAGAGUGAGUGCAGACCCAGACUACCUUCCCCGGUCAAAUGACUUUGGACUAAAUGUGGCGGGUUUCCUGCAGCAGUUCCAUCCUCCAGAGUGCCCAUCAGCUUUCCUGCCGUUGGCUGUCCUCUGCUGUGACAUGGAUGCUGAUAAACGUCCAUCUUUUUCAAAGCUUGAGGAGUGGCUUGGGAACCUUCUGAUGCACCUGGACAUUGGUCUGCCUUUGCCUUCUGAAUUUGAGCAGCUCCGCAGAGUUUUCUGGAACAAUCAAAAUCACCAAAACCACUCUCCCAACCAGGACAUGACUCUAGACUCUCCUAAACAAACCUACAGUUCCAAACAAGGACAGAGCCCUGACACCAAGAAAUGCACAGACAAUGUGAUCAAUCAUAACACAUUUAAUCACCAAGCUCAUAAUCAAGACCUGAGUAGCACACCUGAAAACCAUAUUGUUAAUGAGAAACAUACGCAAGACAAUCAUGACAUAAGGACUGAGCACAACCAACUUUGUUCAAGAAGAGACUGUGACUCAAAAGACAAGACUCAGUUUUGCAAGUGCACAAACACAGACUCGAGUGAGAAUGGGUUUAAAACUAAUAAACACAGCAACCCCUCAGGACAACUAAAUGCAAAGAAUGAGUCCUCAAAACCACUGCAGGUCAACAAGUCACUACUGGAUCAGUCUAACAGGCCCAGGAGGAUAUGCAGAGUUCAGUGGGACAGCUCUACAGAGGACAACUCUUUUCUCUGACUACUAAACCUGAUGGUAAAGAUGGGGAAAAUAUACAAAAGGACAGUCUGAGGGACACACAACUAUGCCUUUCACACAAACAGAAAUGAAUGGGAAUGUGAAAAGACUCGUUAAUAAUCAGAUUGCUCUGUUAACAAGUAUUUAUGAGGUUUCAACUGAUCCUGAAAUGAGUAAAAGGCCACAUAAGUAUUUUAGCAUUCAACAUUAAGGACCUAUGAGCUGCUACGUGCUUUUGAUAAGGAAUCACAUAAUUUUCAUUAAUGAAGCAUUUUUCAGUUAAUAGACCAUGUAAUGUUGUUAUUUUGUAAUUGGCUUAAACAAAUCUUUGGCAUUUUUAGGUAUUUUUCUAAGCAAAAUAAUUUCCCAUCCAAUUCAGGCAAAUUGUAGCAGUAACCCAGCACCGCCAGCCUUGGAUCCUCUUUUAGCGCCAUUUUUGACAGAGAAAAUAAUUUUGGGCAAGUCAAGAUUAAAGUCAAAAUGACGAGAAUAAAGUCGAAAUUUCGAGAUUAAAGUUGAAACUUGUUUUUACUAACAGCGGAUCAUAGACGCUGUGUGUUUAUCAAUGAGAGAAUCUCUUAGUUGUUAAAUCCAAUAAUGAGGUAUAAUUUCACUUAUUCAUUACUAUGAUGCAUAAGGCAUUUUGUAGAGACAGUCAUGAUUCUCUGUUAUUGUCUUAAAUACUCAUACAUCAACAGGAGAGAACAGCUCUCGUCUUUCUUUCUGUCUGAUCACAGAUGCACAGGUGACAGACUCAAUCUCGGUAAUGGGAGAGCGAAGGGAGAUUCGUUUAUUUGUUGUGGUGGGAUAGACAACAAUAUAAACAAAUCUACUGACAUAUCUGAAGGGAAGCAUGAAGGCGCAGCAAGAAAGCAGCAAUUAAAAACAUAUGGGUAUUUUUUUAAUUUCUAAAUUCCAUACACAAAUGCAAUGUACAUCGUGUACAUGGCGUUCGUCAGGUAACAUUUUCUGUAUCAGACACAACACUGUGAACUAGAGUUUCCAAUACAACAUGUGACAAAGUGUUCCCUUUUUGCCUUUUUUAAACAUUUUGUCAUUAGCAGCAGCCUAUGAUAAAUAAAAGAACGAUCAAUCUCCCUUCGCUCUCCCAUUACGUAAGACACUAUAUUUAAGACACUAACAGAGAAUUGUGACGGUCCCUAGAGUAUGCCUUAUGCCUCAUAUCAAUGAAAAUGUGAAAUUAUACCUUAUUAUUGGAUUUAACAACAAAGAGAAUGUCUCUUUGACACAUAAACACCAAUGUGGCAAAAAAUGAAAAGCCAAAAAAUGAAGCCAAUGCGGAAGUGCAAAAAAAAUUGCUAUAACGUGAGUGUCCACUUGAGGCUGGCUGCAGGAACACCGGAAGUCAAGUCUGCACACAUGUUUAACAGUCGGUUUUGACAAAACAAAAUAAACUGGUUUACAGCCUGGUUCAAAACACCAAACGUGUCUUAUUAGCUAGUGUCUUAUUGUGCUCCCACUGUACGGGGGAUGAAUUUUUUUGUACCACAAUCG
This is a messenger RNA of Cheilinus undulatus (humphead wrasse), 4034 nucleotides long. RefSeq names its product LIM domain kinase 1-like. Bases 156 to 2522 code for a protein of 788 amino acids. Gene Ontology annotation, cellular component: neuron projection; cytoplasm; nucleus. The record is from RefSeq and is a predicted model, not a curated record. NCBI's taxonomy places the organism in Eukaryota, Metazoa, Chordata, Actinopteri, Labriformes, Labridae. Gene Ontology annotation, molecular function: ATP binding; protein binding; protein serine/threonine kinase activity. The transcript is spliced from 15 exons. Gene Ontology annotation, biological process: protein phosphorylation; actin cytoskeleton organization; positive regulation of stress fiber assembly.